AUCUCACUUGGAUAAUUUAUACACACUUUAAUCAAAGACCUCAAACUUGGCAAACUUAAAUACAAUACAUAGUGUCUUCACCUUUUUGACACGAGCUUCUAACUUUGCACUGUACCACCAAUUCUCACAAGCAUUAACAUUCAUGCAGUUUAACACGAUCAGUUUCACUUGUAAACUUUAUAUAAAGCCAUGUAGAUCCGCGGCACAGUACAAGUCUCACAUAUGGAAAGGUUGCGAGCUCUACCCCGGUUCAUGACGGUUCUGUGAUGAGAUGGGUAGCAUUCUCUGGUAACCCUGGCAGAGCUGUACAGUCUUAACUACUUAGCUUGAGGAUUCUUUUAUCACUUUAUAAACUAUUGAUUUAUUUUUUUCCUAUCAGUGUUGAAGAUUCUACAACAGUGCAGAUUUAGCCAUUCACUGCUAUUUGGUACUUUUUUUUCUAAAUCACUAACCGCUGUGGGACAUUUCUUCUCGUUCUACAGCCACCUCCAAACACUAUUCUGGCUUGAAAUUGCAAGAUCUAUUCCUUUUCAUUCUUUUCUUUCUCGCAGGUGCUUAUAAAGAUUUCGUAUUAGUUUUAGUGUUGUGAAUUGUUGCAUAUCGCAGGGAAAAUGUUAAUGGGCUAGUAGGUGUAAGCAGCCGACCUUUUCCCGCCCAUCCAACUUAUUAUCUCCAUACUCAGACUCUACAGCAAUGCAUUUGUUGUUCUCCCUCUUCUACCAGUACUCUGCUACACACACACACACACACACACACACACACACACACACACACACACACACACAUAAACACACACACGUGAUCACCAAAGACCGGGAGGCUACAGAAUGGUCAGAAAGGUAGCGGAAAUACGGUACGGUGGAAUUCCUACGUUGACUGGGUGGGGGUUUGGUAGAGACGCAACAGCAGUGUCGAGGGUGCAGCCUUCAGAGAAGGAUGGGGCGCGCGUGUGUAGAAUUGGCAUUGCUGGGCCUUUGCUUCGCCGCUGUUGCAGAGGCCUCCAGUAUAUAUUUCCCUGGCCAACUAAACCACGCUGAACAUGAGUCCUGCAGGACACAUUUAAGCACAGACGGCACGUGUGAGCGCACCUGCGGCCCCUCGUUCAACAUCAGAGAGCUUAGCAAGUGUGGCAUCAAAGAUUCCGCCUUCCUCUACUGUUGCGACCCAAACCUUGUCAGAACCACAGACCGCGUCGUGGACAUCUCUCCUCCCUUCACAACGUUUCAGUGUGGAAAAAAUUCAAGGAAUAGUUUUUUCUUUCCUCCAUUUUACGAUCCACCGGCUGGAUUCCUGCGGCCCGAAGCUGACUUGCCUCCCCACGAUGUCUUGACUGCUGCCAUCCCACCUUCCCAUACACCAGGUAUUCCUGAAGAGGCAAUAGCAGAAUACGAAGACUUCACUUCGCCUCCUGGCAUCUACGCAGCUGUUGGGGGAAUCGUAGCUGAGAAGAACGCUUGGCCUUGGAUGGCGCUGGUGGGUAAAAGCACCACCCAAGGUCCUAAUUGGUUCUGCGGCGGAGUGUUGAUCAACGAGCAGUGGGUGCUCUCAGCUUACCACUGUUUCAUCCACCACUUUGCCGAGGUAGUACGUCUAGGCGAGCACGACUAUAACGAUGAAUAUGAAGGAGCCUCUCCGAAGGACUUCGAUGUAUUGGAAACAGUACUCUACCCUGACUACAACACCCUCAGGCUUUACCACGACAUUGCACUCCUCAAACUGGCCUCCAAAGUUACCAUUGAGGAUUACAUCAGGCCUGUGUGUCUGCCCUGGGGAAGAGCGAGCGACAGUGUAGUGACGAACAACAUCGCAACCUUGACGGGCUGGGGCGACACCGAGUACGGUGGAUUCCCCAGCCCCAUCCUACAGGAAGUCAACGUUACGGUAUUCGAUGUUGGCCAGUGUGACAGCAGUUACUCCAGCCUGCCUCACUACUCUGUCACCUGGCCUCAGGGUAUUGGCGAAGAGACCCUGUGUGCCGGAGACCCUAAUGGAGGCCGGGACGCAUGUCAGGGCGACUCGGGCGGGCCUCUGGUGUCUCAGGACGAAAAUGGGUCUUACGUGCUGGCUGGUAUUGUUUCAAGAGGUUAUGGCUGUGGCCACAAGGACUACCCAGGACUGUAUGCCAACAUGCGUCACCCUGCCUACCUCGCCUGGAUUAAAAAGACUGCCUUCACUUCUCCCUGAACGACGCAGCAGGACUCGAGGCGCGGCGUGGAGAUGCACUUAACAACCCAUCACUUGAAACAACUAACUCUGGUUACUUUUAAUAUAAUGCUUUCGUAUACGUACGAGAGAAAAGUUGUUAACUUGUGGCGUUUUUAUUAAAGUGUAUUUUUUAAA
Molecule: messenger RNA, 2340 nt
Organism: Scylla paramamosain (green mud crab)
Lineage: Eukaryota; Metazoa; Arthropoda; Malacostraca; Decapoda; Portunidae
Product: venom protease-like
Biological process (GO): proteolysis
Molecular function (GO): serine-type endopeptidase activity
Source: RefSeq, a predicted model, not a curated record